This is a messenger RNA of Radiomyces spectabilis, 1467 nucleotides long. Its product is annotated as DUF1237 domain-containing protein. Lineage: Eukaryota; Fungi; Mucoromycota; Mucoromycetes; Mucorales; Radiomycetaceae. The coding region runs from base 1 to 1467 and encodes 488 amino acids. The transcript has 9 exons. The record is from RefSeq and is a predicted model, not a curated record. Gene Ontology annotation, biological process: carbohydrate metabolic process.
AUGACCCAAUGUCCUGAUUAUGCCGAAUAUUCGAAGCAUUUUCAUGAUCCUGGCAGUGGUGGCGCUUUGAAUCUUCCUUUUCAACGACCGAUGGAAGCUUGUCGUCGAUUCACUAGCAGCGUGAUUGAAUCUGUCAUUGAUACCGUUACAGCUAAAAUUGCAGAUUUGGAUUUGGCACGAUUGUUCACCAAUGCAUAUCCUAAUACACUUGAUACCACCAUUGCGCAAGUCGCAUGUCUCAAUACUACCCGAGCUUCAUGUACCCCAUUAUCCUUCGUUAUUACAGGUGACAUCAACGCCAUGUGGCUUCGAGAUUCUGCCAACCAGCUGUUACCCUACCUCGAUUAUGUGAAACAAGAUUUAUCUUUGAAGCGUCUAUUCCUCGGAGCCAUUUAUCUUCAAGCACAAUUUAUCAAUUUGGACCCUUACGCAAACGCUUUUUCCGAGCCUCGAUCUCUUGCGGUCGGCAGUAUGGGAAAGCGGGCAGUGCACUUGAAGCCCGGUGUAUUCGAGUAUAAAUGGGAGGUCGAUUCAUUAGCCUCCUUCUUGGGACUAUCAUAUCAGUAUUGGCACGCCACAGGAGAUGAUACAUUUGUCAACUCGACCUCAUGGAUGACAGCAGUGGAAAGCGUGAUCAAGGUCAUUCAUCAGGAACAAGAACCAACAUUUGACAGUGUCACUGGUACUCCCUUACCUACGUACUACACAUUCUCGCAAACCACCGACCGACCAACGGAAACCCAGUUUUUGAACGGUCGCGGCAAUCCUACCCGACGGACCGGGCUGAUCAAGAGCCUGUUCCGACCUUCGGACGAUGCUACUAUCUUUCCCUUUUUUAUUCCUGGAAACGCCAUGAUGUCGGUCGAGCUCGCUCAUCUUGCAGAAGUACUGGAAAAGAGUCGGUAUGGAAACAAGAUCCUUGCCAACGAGGCCAGUCGAUUAUCCACAGAAAUUAGAAAUGCCAUUUACAAGUACGGCGUCGUACGUCACCCAGACGUCGGAGAAUGCUUCGCAUAUGAAGUCGACGGUUACGGCUCUUCGUUGAUUAUGGAUGACGCCAACGUACCUUCACUUCUAUCUCUGAGUUGGUUGGGAUUCGUGAACGAAACCGAUCCCAUAUACCAAAACACCCGGCGGUUAGUUCUUUCCAAUGCAAAUCCCUACUAUUUCUCGGGACCUCGAGGUGCUGGCAUUGGCGGACCUCAUGUUGGACUCAGCCACGCUUGGCCAAUGUCACAGAUUGUUCGUAUCUUGACCUCUACCAAUGAUACAGAAAUUAUUGAAGCGUUAAAAAUCAUCCUUCAUUCGACGGACGAUACCGGGCUAAUCCACGAAUCCUUUAAUGUCUUUGAUGAUGAUAAUCCAUACACACGUUCAUGGUUUGGUUGGGCCAACGGUUUGUUUGGACAAGCGAUACUCAAAAUUUACAACGAAAGGCCGCAUAUACUUUCGACUCACUUUACCUAA